UCGCCGACAUUUUGUAGUUGUGUGGUCCGUACGAACGACAAGUUACAGACUUCACCACCGUUUAAAAGUUACUGAUUAAUUCUUGAUUGAAAAGACAUGGCUACUAAAAAUAUCGAUUUUGACAUGGAAGAGUUUAUAUCGGAAAUAGAAAGAUAUCCUGCUAUUUGGGAUAUGCGUUCCGACCUUCAUUCCAACAGACUGGAAAAAAGUAGAGCCUGGGAGAAAGUGUGCUUGAAGUUCAUUGAUGGCUACGAAAAUAAGAGUUCCAAUGAAAAAAACGCUGGAAUUUAUCAACUGCAACGCAAGUGGAGAAGUUUGCGAGACUGUUACAACAGAGAUCGAAAUAAAGCAAGAACAAUAGGACCGAAAGGAUUACGCAGACGAAAAUAUAUUUAUUUUGACCAACUUUCAUUCUUGUCUUCCUCGACAGAAGGCAGAUCAGAAUCUGAAGAGGGUGAGCAAGAGUCAAUUACUCUCCAGUCAUAUUCAGUUCAGCGUAGUUCACCUGUGGAUUGCAAGGAUACAAUUAAAAAGUAUAAAACAAUGGCAAACGUAGAAAAGGCUGAGAUUGAAUUAGUUGACAACACAUCAAGUAAAGAAAUGGAUAACCAAAAUGACAAAACAGAUUCUGAUCGUAGUUUUUUAUUAUCUCUUUUGUCGGAUUUUAAUUGUGUCAAAGAGGAUUUCAAGUUAGACCUAAAGAUAGAAAUGCUAUCUUUGUUAAAGAAGUAUAAAAAUUUGAAUAACCAACAAUAUAUCAAUCGGUGACACAAUACUCAAAAUCGGUCGUAAUUUGAACAGCUUCGAUAUUAUACCGAAAUAGAUAUGUCAAGUUGUCUCAUUUGUAUACAUAUAGUUAAGAUGUCUUAAAUUCAGGUGUAUCAACUGAUUAGCUUUUGUUUUGCCAGUUUUGAGAAUAUUAGAUAAGCUUCGUUAUGUCAACUGUAGGUGGCGCUAUCAACAAAUUAAGAUUCUUGUUAUUUAUUAUUUAU
This is a messenger RNA of Harmonia axyridis, 992 nucleotides long. RefSeq lists its product as uncharacterized. The record is from RefSeq and is a predicted model, not a curated record. Bases 97 to 768 code for a protein of 223 amino acids. Lineage: Eukaryota; Metazoa; Arthropoda; Insecta; Coleoptera; Coccinellidae. Gene Ontology annotation, biological process: regulation of transcription by RNA polymerase II. The transcript is spliced from 2 exons. Gene Ontology annotation, molecular function: DNA binding. Gene Ontology annotation, cellular component: nucleus; transcription regulator complex.